Manacus vitellinus (golden-collared manakin) is the source of this 2036-nucleotide messenger RNA. It is a transcript of the gene ELAC2, whose product is annotated as elaC ribonuclease Z 2. The record is from RefSeq and is a predicted model, not a curated record. The coding region runs from base 32 to 1510 and encodes 492 amino acids. Gene Ontology annotation, cellular component: mitochondrion. The transcript is spliced from 16 exons. Gene Ontology annotation, molecular function: 3'-tRNA processing endoribonuclease activity. Gene Ontology annotation, biological process: mitochondrial tRNA 3'-end processing. Lineage: Eukaryota; Metazoa; Chordata; Aves; Passeriformes; Pipridae.
UUUCAACUGCGGCGAGGGCACCCAGCGGGCCAUGCAGGAGCACAAGCUGAAGAUCUCCCACCUGGACAGCAUCUUCCUCAGCAGGGUGGCCUGGGCCAAUGUUGGGGGGCUGCCAGGUAUGAUUCUCACCUUAAAGGCUAUAGGGCUUCAGAGAUGUAUGUUCCUGGGGCCACCAAAGCUGCAAAACUACUUGAAGGCCAUUCGCCUCUUUCCGGGGCCUCUCAAAAGGAUGGAUUUAGCUGUGCAGUUGCACACAGAGCCCGAGUACAAGGAUGAGACAAUGACAGUCUACCAGAUACCUCUGACAGAAAAACCACUGGCUGCUGAAAGUAAAUUGCCCCAGAGUCCUGGAGCAUCAACCCCAGGUGAAAACAGCCCUAAAGGGGACACAGCGCCUGGAUCCCCGAGAGCUGCACAGCAAAGCUUGGAAGAGAGCAAAGGAAAUGAAAGCCCCAAGCAAACAGGUGGUGAGCAGAAGUGUGCAAGUAGGAAUGCUGACCUGGUGAUGGCUUUUCUUUGUAAAAUUCACCCAAAGAAGGGGAAAUUCCUGGUAGCUAAAGCCCAGGAGAUGGGGCUGCCAGUGGGAACUCCAGCCAUCCUUCCCAUAAUUACAGCUCUCAAAAAUGGGGAGAGCGUCACUUUUGAAGGCAAAGAGCUAUUCCCUGAAGAGCUGUGCACCCCCACGGAUCCUGGCCCUGUGUUCCUGGUGCUGGAGUGUCCCCACGAGGGCUUUGUGGAUGCUGUGUGUGAGAACGAGACCUUCUGCAGGUACCAAGAGGGACUUCCUGAGAACCAGGUGGCCUUGGUUAUUCACAUAACUCCUGAGUCAGUGCUCCGAGACAGCCGCUACCAGCAGUGGAUGCAGAGAUUUGGCCCCGGGACUCAGCAUCUGGUGCUCAAUGAAAACUCCUCGGCCGUGCACAACCCGCGCAGCUACAAGAUCCAAACUCAGCUGAACCUCAUCCACCCUGAGAUCUUCCCUCUGCUCACCACCUACCAGAGCAAGGAAGCAGAGGCCGAGUGCUGGGUGCCCAUCGUGCGAGGGGAGUGCCUCCUCAAGUACCACUUCAGGCCACAGCAGGAGUGGCAGAGAGAUGCUGUGACUGUCUGUGAUCACAACACCUUUGUUAGUGAAGCCUUGGACCUCCCUGACUUCCAGACCCGUGUGAAGGAGUGCAAAGAGAGCCUGUCUGCUGUACCAGCAAAUGUGGAUGUUUAUCCUGAAAUUGUGUUCCUGGGAACAGGAUCUGCAAUUCCAAUGAAGAUCCGAAAUGUCAGUUCCACACUGGUGAAUACCAGUGCUACCCGAUCCCUGCUCCUGGACUGUGGAGAAGGAACCUUUGGGCAGCUGUGCCGUCACUAUGGAGAGCAGGUUGACCAAGUGCUGUGUAACCUCGUGGCUGUGUUUGUGUCCCACAUGCACACGGACCAUCACUCGGUGGGUUCAGUGUGGGAGGGGGCUCUGUGCACGUGUGCUCUGCUCUUUGGGAGCAGCUGGAGCUCCAGCUGAUGAGUGUGGGCUGCCCUGCUCUGCAUUCCUCUCUGCAUUCCUUCCCCAGGCACUGCUCCAUCUGCCUGUGUUUCUAAUUCCCUCUCCCUCCCCGUUUGGAGUCCCUGGAAUCAUCCAGAGUUGUAAUUUUUUAGUAGUGUCCAACCCACCCCCCUCUACUGUUUGCAGUAAAGAGUCACAGAUGGACCAGCUGAUCUGUUCUAGACUGGGCCUGAGCAGGACAUGGUGUGUGCUGCUCUGUUCUCUGGCCAUCACACUGGCCACUGAGGAGCUGGAUAGGGACUUACUGCUUACUGCUCUCCACCCUUCUGGGAAACGUUGAGGGCCUUGGGGGCUUCUGGCCACCAGCUUGGGGCAUAAGCAGUGUCAGUGUCAGCAGCUCAGCAAGUUGCAGUUAUUGAAAAGCAGUAAACAAGGAUUUCUGACUGCAGGUUUGUUCUGACUCCAGGCUUGCUGAGCUGUGGUAGCACUGUUGCCAUUCCCUCCCCAGGCAUUUCUGACUGCAGCCUCUGUCCUGUUUGUUCCC